Messenger RNA from Plasmodium berghei ANKA, 798 nucleotides. RefSeq names its product zinc finger protein, putative. The record is from RefSeq and is a predicted model, not a curated record. NCBI's taxonomy places the organism in Eukaryota, Apicomplexa, Aconoidasida, Haemosporida, Plasmodiidae. Gene Ontology annotation, molecular function: ubiquitin protein ligase activity. The coding region runs from base 1 to 798 and encodes 265 amino acids. Gene Ontology annotation, biological process: protein ubiquitination; regulation of cell adhesion. The transcript has a single exon.
AUGAAUACAUUCCCAAGCAACGCCACCAACUAUAGAAAUCGAACUUUAAAUAGCUCGGGAAAAAACACAAAUAUAAAUUAUAAGAUUAACUCAUAUAUAAAUAAAAACUGGAUAUUCUGCCCGGCAUGUAGUUUACCAUUUAACACAAAACUUCGAAUAAAUCCAUGUUAUCAUAUUGUUUGUGGAAAAUGCUAUGAAAUAUCUUUACAGAAAAAUCAGAGUUGUAUAAUAUGCAAUUCAGAAAUAAACGAUGUUGACUUUAUAUUUCAAAAUGACAAUAUAUAUAUAUGUCCAUAUGAUUUUUGCAAAAAAGGAUAUUUAAAUUUGAAAAGUUAUAAUUAUCAUAUUUAUUUUAAACAUGAAUUUCUAAAGGAACAUGGUCAAGACUACGAAUUAAAUUGUCAUAAAGAAAAUAACAACUUAUUCCCAAUGAACAAUGAAUUUGUAAAAGAUUAUUUUGUUAAUUAUGUGAAUGCAACUGAGCUUGAAAACAAAACGGCAACUGACUUUGCAAACAAUUUAAAUAAUAUAAAAAACAAUUCAUUCCUUAUAAAGAAUAAUACAACAAACAAAACCUCUAGUGAAAAUAUACAAACUAAUAUUAACAAUAAAAUGAAUAUGCCUUUCAUAAAUAGUAAAGUAAAUGUCCCCGAUAACUGGAACUUUACAUCUAUGCCAUUUAGAUCGAACUUUAACUUAUAUUCAAACGAAAAAUAUAACACAAAUAAUGUAAAUACAAAAAAAAAUAAUGAACCCCAAGAAGAAGAUGACUAUGAUAAUUUAGAAGAUUUAAUGUAA